GCUCCAUCUGACCACCAGCUAUCUGCAUGCAAUAUCACACCCAGAAUGUCUUCAACCCCCGAAUAUCAGCCUUUUCUCAAAUACUCGGACGACCCGAGGACCGAAGAGCCAACAUCACCAAGCCGGCCAUCAACCCGUCGGAACACGCUUUUUUCUCAUAUCCUUGUACUCAUAGGCACAUCGCUAGUAUGGAUACUUGUCUUCUUUCUGUUCUUUCCGACACCAGCUGCGACGACUGCGUCCCAAGACGCUGCACUUUCCCAGUCAUCAGCUUCAUAUGGGGCUGGCCAGCGACACAACAUAACCACUGGUAGAAAAAGAAUCUCUUGCGGCAACACGACAAAAGAGGCAAGGGCCAAAGGCUGCAGAUACGAUGUCCUAUUGAAUCACUGGGUCCCGGCUCAGUGCUUUGACAAGGACUCGGUCGACGAAUAUCAAGAAGAUGCUAGCUGGGGUGCGUUUGCGGAUAAAAACAUGACGCAGCAGUUGACAAUUGAUGAGAUGUCAGAAAGAGACUUUUACUGGACUUCAAUCCGGGACCAUAUCAACCACUGCGCUAUCAUGUGGCGACGCCAAUUCUACGCUCUUUACGACGAGCGGGCUGCAAUUGACACCAUCGUCACCAGCCCUGGGCACACUGAGCACUGCUCACAGUAUCUCAUGGACGCCGUGGAUUCGAAAUGGAAGGAACCAACGAAGACAAUGAGAGGGUUCGCGGGGUGCUGGGUACGCGAAACAUAGUGCUUAAUGCGACAUACCAACCAAAUACCAAAAGCUUCAAGUACACUAGGGUCACCGUGUGGGUGUAAAGGUUGAACAAUGGCAGGGAAUAAUUAUGCUAUGUUAUAUUCGUCUGAUUUCAUCGGUUUAGCAAAUCCACAACAUGCAUUGGGGAUUGGCCUCAGUGUCUCUCGAAGAGCCCCCG
Colletotrichum acutatum is the source of this 925-nucleotide messenger RNA. RefSeq lists its product as uncharacterized. Lineage: Eukaryota; Fungi; Ascomycota; Sordariomycetes; Glomerellales; Glomerellaceae. The transcript has a single exon. Bases 46 to 741 code for a protein of 231 amino acids. The record is from RefSeq and is a predicted model, not a curated record.